AUGUGGCCAACAUCUCUAUCAUCGUCACUCUAUCUUGUUCUCCAAGGACUUGACUCUAAUUCACCUUUCUGUCGAGCGUUUCCUGGAGACGAAUCGUGGCCAACAGAGGACAUGUGGAAUGCUUUGAACGCUUCGAUAGACGGAAGGUUGAUCAAGACCGUCCCUGUAGGCAGCCCAUGUCAUGAUCCUCACUACGAUAAAAACGCAUGCAAGCACGUUCAACAGAAUUGGCAUCAGACAGAAAUGCAUAUUUCUCAUCCAUCCUCGAUUAUGGACGCCGUAUUUUUGAACAAGAGUUGUGAUCCGUUUACCCCAAGAGAAUCUCCGUUAAACGUAUCGGAGCCCAUCCAUGUCAUGAAGACAGUUGAAUUUUCCAAGAAACACAACAUGCGGUUUGUGGUGAAAAAUACUGGCCACGACUACAUGGGGCGCUCCACCGGAGCCGGAGCUAUAUCCGUAUGGAUGCACCAUCUCAAGGAAAAGGAGUGGUUUGAUAGCUACUCAUCUCCGGGAUACACUGGUCCUGCCAUGAAGGUACAAGCCGGCGUACAAGGUGCAGAGGUCAAUGCUGAAGCCACGAAACACGGACAUCUGAUAGUCGCAGGGGAGUGUCCGUCUGUAGGGUUUGCGGGAGGAUAUAUUCAAGGAGGCGGGCACUCUACGCUAAGUUCGGUUCUUGGGAUGGCAGCUGAUCAUACUCUCGCGUUCGAAGUAAUUACCACAACAGGCGAAUUUGUUACAGCUUCUCCGACAGAAAAUUCAGAUCUAUAUUGGGCCUUGAGCGGUGGGGGAGGCGGAACGUACGGUGUAGUCUGGUCUGUCACAGUCAAAGCCCAUCCGGACAUACCGGUGACCAAGGCGCGGCUAUUUUUCUCUUCGGAAGAGAUUUCUCGCGACACCUAUUGGGAGGCUAUCACUGCUUACCAGCAAAUAAUACCAUCUAUCCUUGACACUGGUUCUUUCCUCGACUCGACUUACGAUGUCAACAAAUUCCGCAUGGAUCCUCUGAUAGGACCCAAUGUUUCUUCGUCGACAGUUAUGUCUGUUCUGAGACCAUGGCUGUCUACACUCGAUUCUCUUGGGAUCAAAUACGAGUUCAGCUUGACUGAGCACGCGAAAUAUGUUGAGGCCGUAGCAGGCUACGAUAAUUUCGACAUAAUGGGAUAUCAACUUGGGGGAAGACUACUUCCGAGAACGCUGUUUGAAACGACGGAGGGAUUUUCAGAGUUCAUGCAGACAAUCAGGGACAUUGUAGAGGGUGGAGCCUAUGUGUGGGAUAUUGGGCUUAGGCCGUCAUGGGAAGCAGGAGGGUACUCAGACAACGCUAUCCAUCCGGAGUGGAGAAAAGCCGAGAGGAUGUAUAAUCCGGUUCUAUUUUUUGACGAUGACGAUCCUUUAGAACGGAUAUGGGACGAUCAAAGACGAAUAAGUGUUUUGUUUGACGAGCCAUUGAAGAAAUUAAGUGCGAGUGGUGGGGCUUAUGCUAACGAGGCCGAUCCCUUUGCUCCGGACUGGAAAGCCGCGUUCUACGGUGAACACUAUGACCGCCUGCUGUCUAUAAAGGACAAAUGGGAUCCAGAGCAGCUCUUAUAUGGAACUAUCGCGGUCGGAGGUGAUCGUUGGGAAGUUAUCGAGGAUGGGAGAUUGUGUAAAUCUAUAUGA
Messenger RNA from Lentinula edodes (shiitake mushroom), 1662 nucleotides. RefSeq lists its product as uncharacterized. The record is from RefSeq and is a predicted model, not a curated record. The coding region runs from base 1 to 1662 and encodes 553 amino acids. Gene Ontology annotation, molecular function: oxidoreductase activity; FAD binding. The transcript has 10 exons. NCBI's taxonomy places the organism in Eukaryota, Fungi, Basidiomycota, Agaricomycetes, Agaricales, Omphalotaceae.